Cyanidioschyzon merolae strain 10D is the source of this 1626-nucleotide messenger RNA. Its product is annotated as similar to glycosyl transferase. NCBI's taxonomy places the organism in Eukaryota, Rhodophyta, Bangiophyceae, Cyanidiales, Cyanidiaceae. Gene Ontology annotation, molecular function: GDP-Man:Man(3)GlcNAc(2)-PP-Dol alpha-1,2-mannosyltransferase activity. Gene Ontology annotation, biological process: protein N-linked glycosylation. The transcript has a single exon. The coding region runs from base 1 to 1626 and encodes 541 amino acids. Gene Ontology annotation, cellular component: endoplasmic reticulum membrane. The record is from RefSeq and is a predicted model, not a curated record.
AUGGUCGUUGGCAGCGUUGUUGCCCUAGCGCUGGUUGGGCUGCUGUGGCUAGCGCUUUGUCGUCAGCUGGUAGAGUCGGAACCGAGGCAGGUGGCCGCCUCCGACAGUUCCCGGGCAUCGUUCGGCUUCCUACACCCGUCCUGUGCCGGUGGCGGCGGCGGGGAACGCGUCCUCUGGUGCGCAGUUCGAGCACUGUGCAGCGAAACCCGUCGACUAGCGAGCGACAGACCACAGAACGGCUCGACACCGCAUAGCACGAUCGUCGCUCCCCGCGUUUGGCUUUAUACUGCUCGCUAUCGUUCCAGUGUCGCCGAGAUUCGUGCUUUUCUGGACGUGCGGCUCGCCGAGCAGUUCGGUGCAGAGGCUUUCACGAAUGCUGUCCAGCAAGUGAGACUGGUGCCUCUGUACACUGCUGUAUUGCUGGAGCCUCGUUGGUAUCCUUAUUUUACCAUGCUCUUUCAGUUGCUUGCCGGGAUGCCGGUUGCUGUGGAGAUCAUGCUGCGGCACGCGUCUUUCCUGGUCACGCACCUGUUGAGCAAGUGCGUCAGCUGGUUUCGGAAACGCUACCGAACGCCCUUAGAGGAUUACAGGCUGCCGUCGAUCUUCCUAGAUACAGUGGGCGUCCCGCUUGCUCUGCUGUGUCUCAAGUGGUGGACUUGUGGGCGUAUCCGCACCGGCGCCUAUGUUCAUUAUCCAUUCGUGUCGAACGAGAUGAUGUCUCAUGAGCCGAGGAGCACCGGCUCCGGCUCGCGCAAGCUACGCUCUGUAUGUCGUCGCGGGUACUAUCGCGCUGUUGUGCUACCGCUUUAUGCGGCGUGCGGGGCGGCCACGGAUCUCGUGAUGGCGAACUCAUCGUGGACACUGCAGCGAAUGGAGCAGUUAUGGUGCGGGAGCGGUGCUAGUAGUUCGCGUGCGUCCUGUACAGGGCAUCAUCGUCGAAAUAUCUUCCUCGUGUACCCGCCGUGCGGUGCAAGGCGGACGCACUCGUCAUUUCCUGCGCUAGAGAGGGACGCAGUGCGCCAGCGCGUCGUCUCCAUUGCUCAGUUUCGCCCCGAAAAGCGCCAUGAGACUCAGCUGGAUUGCUUUGUGGAGUUAUUGCAGCGGUAUCCCCGGGAGACCUCACAAGCGCGUUUGCUCAUGAUUGGUGGUGCUCGCAACCAUGCCGAUCGAAUGCGGGCCGAGCGUUUGCUCCAGCGAGCUGUAGCGCUCACAGGAUCCGCCUCUAGCGGCGGCCGUAUCGAGGUUCACGUGAAUGCAAGUCGCAUCGAGAUCGAAGAGGUACUAGCUGGAGAAUUUGGAUGCUUUUUACAUACCAUGGAGGAGGAGCAUUUUGGAAUCAGCAUUGUGGAGGCGAUGUCGCAUGGGCUACUCGUGAUUGCUCACGGAUCCGGCGGUGCAGCACUGGAUAUUCUGCGUCCCGUUUCGCCCGACUCGCCUCUGGGGCUUGUGUAUCGCACUCGACAUGAGCUCACUGAAUGCCUGGCAGACGCUCUAUUUCGGUUGCCGGUGGCGACGCUUCAAUCAAUGCAGAGGCGGGCCUACGCACGAGCUCAGCGCGAAUUCUCAGAUGAGGCAUUCUCUGAGCGAUUUCUUACGGCGGUCGCUUCCCUUUGUACGAAGGGGUGA